This is a messenger RNA of Dichotomopilus funicola, 542 nucleotides long. RefSeq names its product TPR-like protein. Gene Ontology annotation, molecular function: protein binding. The annotation marks the transcript as partial. The record is from RefSeq and is a predicted model, not a curated record. The transcript has a single exon. NCBI's taxonomy places the organism in Eukaryota, Fungi, Ascomycota, Sordariomycetes, Sordariales, Chaetomiaceae.
CCUACCAGGCCAACGGCCAGGUCAAAGAGGCUGUCGUACUGCUCGAGCAGGUCGUCGCUAUUGAGGCUAAAACCGUCGCUGAAGACCACCCCGACCGGCUUGCCUCGCAGCACGCGCUCGCAGGAGCCUAUAAGGCCAACGGCCAAGUUAAAGAGGCUGUUGUACUGCUUGAGCAGGUCGUUGCUAUUCAUAAGCAAGUCCUCGCCGAAGACCACCCCUCCCGGCUCGCCUCGCAGCACGAGCUCGCAGGAGCCUACCAGGCCAACGGCCAGGUCAAAGAUGCUGUCGUACUGCUCGAGCAGGUCGUUGCUAUUGAGGCUAAAACCCUCGCCGAAGACCACCCCUCCCGGCUUGCCUCGCAGCACGCACUCGCAGGAGCCUACCAGGCCAACGGCCAGGUCAAAGAGGCCGUCGUACUGUUCGAGCGGGUCGUCGCUAUUCUUAAGCAAGACCUCGCCGAAGACCACCCCGACCGGCUCGCCUUGCAGUAUACGCUUGUACGAAUAUUGGAAGCAGCAGAUCGCGAUAGAACUAGAGUAUAA